GUUACGUUGCCAUUAUGUGUCGGUCGGUGACUAAAGAUCUUCACGAUCACAGUGUGCAGUUGAAUCGGUGGUUUUUAAAGCCAAUAGGCGCGUGGCCGCAAGAACCCACGACUUCUAACAGUGAGAAAACUAUGUCUCGAAUUUUGAUAUUCAUCUGCUACUUCUUGAUAGCCUUCACCGUGAUACCGUGCGCAUUAAAUAUCUUUUUUGAAGAGAAAGAUGUCGAACUAAAACUAAGAGCAGCCGGUCCGCUGAGCCACUGGUUCAUGGGCGGAUUAAAUUAUUGCUCUUUAUUGUUGCGCAGUGCUGACAUACGUAAGUGCAUGCAACACAUGGAAUUGGAUUGGCGAAUUAUGAAGCAAUCGCGGGAUCGCGAGAUUAUGGCGAGAAACGCGAAGCUGGGCCGAUUUGUGGCGGGUUUCUGCGCAAUAUGCAUGCACGGCGGCGUGUUUUCCUACAACAUCGUAUCCGGUAUGACGACAGUGAUAGUGUCGAUCGGCGACAACCAGAGCGUCUCGAUGCUCCAACUACCUUGUGCCUUUUACAACAAAUUAAUAGAUACCAGAUACAGCCCGGCAAAUGAGAUUGUUCUUAUAACACAGAUGCUGUCGGGUUUCAUAGUGAACUCCACCACUGUCAGCGCUUGCAGUUUAGCUGCGGUUUUCGCUAUACACGCGUGUGGUCAACUCGAUAUUUUGAUCUUACGUCUAGGCAAGCUCGUCGAAGGUGAAGAUGCGGAAAAAAAUGAACCGGUCCAGAGGAGGCUGGCCAAUAUUGUGGAUCACCAUCUACGUGUUCUAAAAUUUAUAGGAAGCAUCGAAGACGUUAUGCAUCAGAUAUGUCUGGUAGAAUUACUUGGAUGCACAUUUAACCUAUGUAUGCUUGGAUAUUACUCCAUUACGUGGUGGAAUAAGAUUGACAGAAAGGGCAUAGUGGCGUACAUUAUCGUGUACAUAUCCAUGAGUUUUAAUAUUUUUAUAUUUUGCUACAUAGGUGAAAUUUUAACGCAACAGUGUAAAAAAGUUGGCGAAAUAGCAUAUAUGACCGACUGGUAUCAUUUACCUCAUAAAACAGCCAUGAGUUUGAUCCUAAUUAUAUCAAGAUCGAGUGUUGUAAUCAAAAUAACUGCUGGAAAAAUGGUUCAACUUUCUCUCGUAACUUUUAGUGACGUAAGUAUCUUUCUUUCAAUAGAUUUCUCUUUAAAUUUUUUAGACCACCUUCGUCAUUUUAGGUUAUCAAAACGUCUCUCGUUUACCUAA
This is a messenger RNA of Trachymyrmex septentrionalis, 1259 nucleotides long. RefSeq lists its product as uncharacterized. Gene Ontology annotation, biological process: sensory perception of smell; detection of chemical stimulus involved in sensory perception of smell. Gene Ontology annotation, molecular function: olfactory receptor activity; odorant binding. Gene Ontology annotation, cellular component: plasma membrane. The transcript is spliced from 4 exons. NCBI's taxonomy places the organism in Eukaryota, Metazoa, Arthropoda, Insecta, Hymenoptera, Formicidae. The record is from RefSeq and is a predicted model, not a curated record. The coding region runs from base 15 to 1259 and encodes 414 amino acids.